AGCCAGGGAAUUUGUUUUGAAAUAUAAAAACUUCGAGCCAAGAAUAACCAACACAUACCCUAUUAAAACUGCAAGAGAUCAAACAGAGGAGCGCGUGGGCAUCUCAUUAAAUUAAAGGCAGGAAAAAAAAAAGAAUUAUUCUCUAAACCACGCCCAUUUCCAACCCUCUCGUCUCAUUGGCCCCGGGUGAAGAACAGCGAAAGAGUUUGAAUAAAAAAACCCGAUCCUUGGAAUAGGUGCAACACUGUUUAUCCGAAACACAGCACAGGGGGACAACUGCUAGAGACCAAGAUCAAUGAUUUAAUACACCCAUACAGCACUGGGGAACUACAUACUUCUUGCACAGAAAUAUAAUUGGGAGAAAGGGUUGGAGAGGCGGCCGGGGUAACACCCAGCCCCGCCGGGCGCAGCAGACUCCCUCCACCCGGGACAGAGGCGAGGCGGGCGUGGAAGAGAGUUUCUCGUUGGAUUUCACAGCAGUGGGGGAAGGGAAUAUGGACGAUUUCAUGACACAGAUCAAAAACCUGGCUCAGUCCUUGUACCCGUGCUCAUCGCCGAACAUAAAGCAUGAAAUGAGGCUCCAUUCCUUGGAGAACACAUCGGUCGUCUGCAACGACGGGACACCGGCGGGGUAUUACCUGAAAGAAUCGAAAGGGAGCAAAAGGUGGCUAAUAUUCCUCGAAGGUGGUUGGUACUGCUUCAGUAAAGAGAACUGCGACACUCGAUACGACACCAUGAGGAGACUUAUGAGCUCAACCGGAUGGCCCAAAACCAAAAUAGGAACUGGAAUCCUGUCUUCGCAGCCUGAGGCGAACCCAUACUGGUGGAACGCCAAUAUUGUAUUCAUUCCCUACUGCUCCAGCGACGUUUGGAGUGGAGCUUCUACGAAAUCCGACAAAAGUGACUACGCCUUUAUGGGAUCGCUCAUCAUUAAGGAGGUGGUGAAGGAGCUGCUGACUAAGGGUCUUGAUAACGCCAAGGUUCUCCUACUGGCUGGUAGCAGCGCUGGCGGGACAGGAGUUCUGCUGAAUGUGGACCGCGUGGCUGAACAGCUGCAGGAGAUGGGACACAAAGGGAUCCAGGUUCGAGGGCUGUCCGACUCCGGCUGGUUCCUGGACAACAAGCAGUAUAGGAGGACUGAUUGUGUGGACACCAUCAGCUGCGCUCCGACUGAGGCUAUCAAAAUAGGAAUCAAGUACUGGAAUGGCGUGGUGCCUGAACGCUGCAAGCAGCAGUUCCGGGAAGGAGAGGAAUGGAACUGCUUUUUUGGCUAUAAAGUCUACCCAGCUUUGCGAAGUCCAGUGUUUGUGGUUCAGUGGCUGUUUGACGAAGCUCAGCUGACGCUCGAUAACAUCCACCUGACAGGGCAGCCAGUGCAGGAGGGGCAAUGGCUGUACAUCCAGAACCUGGGCAGGGAGCUGAGGAACACACUCAAGGAUGUACCGGCAAUGUUUGCUCCAGCCUGCUUAUCACAUGAAGCGAUCACGAGAAGUUACUGGAUGGAUAUCCAAGUGAAGGGCACCUCGUUGCCCAGGGCGCUGCACUGCUGGGACCGCAGUCUCCAUGACAACAACAAGAACAACAAGAACCCGCCCAAGGGCUGCCCGGUCCACCUGAUCGACAGCUGCCCCUGGCCGCACUGCAACCCCACCUGCCCCACGAUCCGGGACCAGUUCACCGGCCAGGAGAUGAACGUCAUCCAGUUCCUGAUGCACAUGGGAUUCGACGUGCAGAAGAUGGCCCAGCAACAGGGCAUGGAGCCCAGCAAGCUCUUGGGAAUGCUAAGCAGCGGCAGCUAAACGGAGAAACACGCAGCCCCCUACAGACAUGCAGGGCUCACUUCCAGAGACUGGGGAGGCUGGGGAGCGCACCCCCUCCCACCCUCCUUCCCCCAGAUCGCCAAUAUCAGACUCAUACCCUCUUCCACAGCAUCGAGAGAAUCAAAUCCAGUCAGAUUCAAAGAAAGGCACACUGUGUGCUUUUUUUCUCUCUGCUUUUAAAAGAUUUAAAGUGACAUCCCGUUUUAAGGAUACUCACUCAACGUUACAUGAAACAAAAUCAGCAUCUGCGACAGCAGUGGACUUGAGUCACAUCCUUCGGACCUCAGUUCUUUUUUUUAAUAAUUAAAGACUCUCACAAGCCCGGUGGGAAAAGCACUGGAUCAUCCGUCUUUCUCUCUCUCUCUCUCUCUCUCUCUCUCUCUC
Polyodon spathula (Mississippi paddlefish) is the source of this 2204-nucleotide messenger RNA. It is a transcript of the gene notum1b, whose product is annotated as notum, palmitoleoyl-protein carboxylesterase b. The record is from RefSeq and is a predicted model, not a curated record. The transcript has 12 exons. The coding region runs from base 495 to 1799 and encodes 434 amino acids. Gene Ontology annotation, molecular function: hydrolase activity. Lineage: Eukaryota; Metazoa; Chordata; Actinopteri; Acipenseriformes; Polyodontidae.